Penicillium malachiteum is the source of this 369-nucleotide messenger RNA. RefSeq lists its product as uncharacterized. Bases 1 to 369 code for a protein of 122 amino acids. NCBI's taxonomy places the organism in Eukaryota, Fungi, Ascomycota, Eurotiomycetes, Eurotiales, Aspergillaceae. The record is from RefSeq and is a predicted model, not a curated record. The transcript has a single exon.
AUGUCUUCUGAGAAGCUAGGACCAAAAAUAUUUGGCCCACCGCUGUUUGUGAAGCCAAAGAAGACUGCGGUUACGGUGUCCGAUGAUUUCAACCAAAGUCAGCGUGCGGUGUCCAAUACUUUCAAUGAAAGCCAGGCUGCGGUGCCCAAGGCGCAAGUUCGGACCGUUGGCCCUGCGCCAUGGCCUGGGUUUAAAGCGUUGAACUCAAAUGUUCCCGGCCCGGCAGUGAAGAAAACAGGUUCGGAACCUGAUCCCUUCAAAAAACUUUAUCCACCAAGUAACAUCUCGCAAGAUUCCAAACCCAGUACGCCAGUUUCGAAGAUGCCCCGAGUCAUCGGACCGCAGCCAUACCAAGGUCCGCGGAAGUAA